CGUGAUCUGCCAUAACAAAUUUCAGGAAAACAAUCGACGUUCGCGGGAGCAUAAACUGUGGUGAUUUGUUAGGUGUUACUUUCAGUAGUUAAUUGUUGUCUGCAACUUUGCUUUGUUGCAUUUUCAAAGCAGGCUUCUUGCAAACCUCCUUAGAGUUAUAUUCGCCACCGUUAGUGCUGUCACACGAAGAAUUUGAAGUGAAAAUGGCUGUGCAAGCACAAUUCCAAAAUGGCGAAGUGGAGGCCAUGCAGAUGAACGGGGUAAUUGAAGAAGAUAUUGAGCUGGAUGAAGAAGUUGACAGCUCCCAACAAGUUGUUGCAACUGCUAGGAAAGUUAAACGCAUUCAUCGCUCUAGUUCUGGAUCGGAGUCAUCGAACUCUAACCACGCAGUAGAAAAAAAUCUGUCGGGUCCUUUGCAAGUUAGAAAAAAUAGCAGAAAGUCCCGAGACGGGAAAGGACGAGGCUUGCCUAAAAAAGGAGGUGCAGGGGGCAAAGGCACUUGGGGUGCCCCAGGGGAUGAGUUGUUUGAGGAUGGUCAUUGCAGAGAUGUCAAGGACCCUAACUAUGACUCAGAAAGUGAAGAUGAAUAUGUUGUGGAUGUGAUAAAGCCCAAAAUUGGAUUAGAAGAAUUUACCCAAAUUUUAGAACCUGUUUUGUUGGAAUACUAUGAUACUGGUAAUACGGAAGAAGUUGUUAGGACAAUCAACGAAUUGGACGUCAAUGCGAAAGUGUCUCAGAUUUUGGAAAUAGCCAUCAGUAAAGCUCUGGAUCACAAAGCAGCUCAUCGAGAAAUGACCUCCGUCCUGAUCUCAGAUUUAUACGGCAAAAUCCUGUCUUCCCAGGACGUAAUGAGUGGAUUUGAUGCAAUUCUGGAUAACUUGGCAGAAUUGACUAUCGAUACUCCUGAAGCACCAUCAGUGAUUGGGCAGUUUAUUGCCAGAGCAAUAGCUGAUGACUGCAUUGCACCCAAGUAUGUGAUGAAAUUCAAAGGCACAGUUGAUGAUGAGCAUAAACAGGCAGCAUUAGACAAAGCUGAGCUCCUCCUCAGCAGAAAGCACGGAAUUGUUCGAUUGGACAACAUUUGGGGCACCGGUGGGGGAAUUAGACCAGUUAAAUACCUUGUAAAACAGAUGGUAUUGCUGUUGAAGGAGUUCCUAUCCUCAGGUGACGUUGCGGAGGCGACCAGGUGUUUACAGGAGCUAGAAGUCCCACACUUUCAUCAUGAACUGGUUUAUGAGGCAACAGUGAUGGUACUGGAAGACUCUUCUGAACGGGCAGCUCACAGAAUGUGUGAUUUACUGAAAUCUCUCAGCGAUGCAGUGAUUAUCACACCAGAACAAAUGUCUCAGGGAUUUAGACGAGUGUAUGAUGCCUUACCAGACAUAAGUCUAGACGUUCCAUCUGCUUACACUCUGAUGGAGCGGUUUGCGCAAAUGUGUCACAGAGAUGGUGUUAUUUCCACAGCCCUGUUCAGAGAAAUGCCUCAAAGAGGAAGGAAGAGAUUUGUGUCUGAGGGCGAUGGUGGAAAAAUCAAGGAAGCUGUGUAACUGCUCACUCCUCAUUGCUGGGAUCCAUGACCUUGUAUCUCCAUUAGCAAAUGCCAAGGGACACAACCAAUUCAUACCAGAUGUAGACUUGUGUGUUAUGUAUAAGUAACUAACUUCAUGAAACUCUCUCAGUGAUUCUGUGCUAGCGCAGCCAUCAUUAUUUUCUCGGAACUGCGCAAUAAAUAAACCAGGUGAUGGAUUUCUUGACAAUAAGAGGAUAAAAAGUAAUAAUCAAAGUGCUAAGGUAUUACUACAUGCUAGAAAAAUAAGUCCCAGACUAACUGAAUGUUGAUGGUGAAUGUUAGACUUUGGAUUAUUUUUUUUAUAUUUUGUCGGUACAUUGUAGCUUAUUAAAGAGUUUGAUCCAUAAAGUGAAGCUUGACCCAUUUUUUUUAAUGCUGAUUUAUGGAUCAAGAUCUUUACACAAGUUACAUGUAUCUUUAUUCCUUUAUAGGUUUAAAUCAAUUACCAUGCAUUUCAGCGCUUUCAUAUCAAAUUCUUGUGAGUGGUUCAUUUUAAUGUUCAUUUUGUAUAUACUUGUUUUUUUCACAACAUUUUAUAGUGCUGGGUUUUGAUGUGAUUUAAUUGUAAGGAUGAAUUCAGAAGGGCAUUUACUGUUUGAUUUGUCAGAUUAGAAGUCUAGUUGCAUCAAUCUGAGUAAAUAACCAUGUAGCACCUGUUAAUUAUUUAGGUCGGUAAAUCUUGAAAAUGUGUAUAAAAAUCAAUCAUAUAAUGAUAAUUGCACGAAUUGAUAUUUAUGUGAAUUUUAAAGGCAUUUGCUUGAACUGAUUUGAUUUAAAGCUGCAUCAACUGAAUUUUCCCAUUCAGACUGACUAAAUGUCCUAUAUUACAUGAUCCUCUCUCUCUGAUUUACAAAGUUUCUGUGUUCAUUUGACUCCCUCACAUCUUAAUUUCUAGUCUUAUUCAUUUUCUGCCAUUUUUAAUUUUCUCAUCCUUUUAACUGGACCAGUAGGGUUGAAAGAAGGUUAGUGGAAAAUGAUUUUCUAUUAAUUUUGAUCAUUUUGUAAGGGGGUUUCUAUAUUCUCUCCUCACCCCCCCCUUUCUUCAACAUGGAUGUCCAAUUACCUCAAAUGUUUUAUGCAUUUCAAAUUAACAGCAACAUGUAUGUAAAAUUUAUCUCAUUAGAUUGUGUUGUGUUGGGGGAUUAAAUACAUGACAAGAUUUUCCUGUAAUAUUUCAGUGCAGAAUCAACUUGAUGCCCUAUCAUAAUUUAAUUCCAAAUAUUUAUUUGUAAUAUAUGACGCAUCAUAUUUGUGCAAUCUUGGCAUAUCACAUAUCAAUAUAAGUUUUGCUUUAAGGCUACUUUCCCUUUAAAAAAACCCCCAAAUUUCCAAAGUGUAAUAUUGACUGUAAAUGACAACAUCUUUACAUAUAAUGGGUUUGUGAAUACUCUGUAUGUACUUAAUAUAUUAUAUUGUACAAGUUUAACUUUCUUUUCAAGAAUCCUUUUUCCAUGAUCAUUUGUAGUGGUAUUUUAACAAGUUUGGUGCAACUAUUCAUUUGUUACACUGUUUAAACAUCUGCACUAAGUGUCAGACAAAUAAAAAAUGUAAAAAAUA
Messenger RNA from Magallana angulata, 3127 nucleotides. RefSeq names its product programmed cell death protein 4-like. The transcript is spliced from 9 exons. Gene Ontology annotation, biological process: negative regulation of DNA-templated transcription. The record is from RefSeq and is a predicted model, not a curated record. Gene Ontology annotation, cellular component: cytosol; nucleus. NCBI's taxonomy places the organism in Eukaryota, Metazoa, Mollusca, Bivalvia, Ostreida, Ostreidae. Bases 204 to 1547 code for a protein of 447 amino acids.